GUUUUACCCCGAAGAUUACACGAUUCCUCAUCGACAAGGCUGAAGCGCUCAAGCUCAAGCAUCAGAUUUAUAGCAGCUGCUUGUUGCCAUAUUCGCACAAUCUUCCCUCGAAGGAAACACGCUUGUUAUCUUUACCCUCUGAACUUAUCAUCGAUCGCUCGCACAAGUUUUUGUAUAUACAAACCAAGGAAAGCAGCGCGACAGAUUCCGUCGAUUUUCAGUUACAGACCAUGCGUUUCCCAAAGGCUAGCACGACAGUUCGAAUAUCCGCGAACUUUGGACCUGUGAGCCAAUUUGAGGACUUGCCCGCGACCUUCAUUCAGCUGAAGGGCCGGACAGCUCAAGAACAGGGCGAGCUUUAUCUACAAUUGUCGCUAACAGCCUUACGGGAGCUGGCCGACUUGUUGGAAAACGAUCGUCUCUCAGCAACUGAUAAAGCUACCUACAAUCGAGCUUACACCGCUGGCAAGCUUCAAUAUGACCAAGCGGUAAGCCUCAGAGACCAGCUUCAAAUGCAGAAGAAGUCUUUGCGCAAGUUCAUCGUUAACCUUUUCGUCCGCGAGUCCAAGUCGAAUGCCAAGCAUUUUCGUAAAGUCACAUAUUGGACUUAUGAGGGUAUCAAAAGAACUUCGGAAGACCUGGCCAGACGUUUGCUGCCGGAAAAAGGUGAUACCCUUGUAUUUGGAAGCCCAGGGGAGUCCGCACAAGAACACGCCUCCGUUUGUGAGGAGGGUCCGUGUGAUGUGGUAGAGGACAGUCUUUCAGUCACCGAUCUUCCCCCGAACGAAACUAUCCGAGGCCUUAAUGUGGAUGUACAUAAUGAACAAGAAGAACAAGAGGUCUUUGUGUCGCUGAGUCGAAUAGCGAAAGCUAGAGGGGCGUACAAAGAAGAAGCAGAAUAUGACGAUGAUUAUGAUGACGAUAAAUCCACCAGUAUGUUUCUUAAAUCAUCGCCCAUGAUAGAACUCAGCAGGUUCCUUGAUAUCUCAGUCAAAGCCCCGCACUCACCAAGUAGAGCGCCAUCUCCUAGCCCCAGCUGCAUAAUCAAUGUUUAUUACAAUAUCAACCAAAGCGUGGUGUCUUUUGAUUCAGAAUCGACAAGACCAACAUUGAACGUCGGGGCAAAUGAAGGUGUCGACUCUGCACAUUGAAUACUGGAUACCAAUAAGCCAAGUCUCAGUUGGAUUGAUUUUAUGGUUGUAACGUGUUCAAUAAUAUGUCUAGUCGGGAGUGUUGUAUCAGUAAUAUUAUAUAAUUGAUUGGGCAUUCGUAGGUUUCUGGCUAGAAAGUCGCGACGAC
Molecule: messenger RNA, 1299 nt
Organism: Suillus subaureus
Lineage: Eukaryota; Fungi; Basidiomycota; Agaricomycetes; Boletales; Suillaceae
Exons: 7
Coding region: 231-1151 (306 amino acids)
Source: RefSeq, a predicted model, not a curated record